Messenger RNA from Labrus bergylta (ballan wrasse), 2903 nucleotides. RefSeq lists its product as uncharacterized. Lineage: Eukaryota; Metazoa; Chordata; Actinopteri; Labriformes; Labridae. The record is from RefSeq and is a predicted model, not a curated record.
UUCUUCCAGCAACAUCAGUGAAGAGGAAUAUGUCCCAGAAUCUUCAGGUGAUGACAGUUCGGAUAGCUUACCCUUAAACCCACCCAAAGGACGACAGAAAAAACGUACAAAAGUCCAGGAAAAGAAUGGUUGGGAGGCAAAUUCCAGACAAAACAGUUCCAUUGAUGACGGACUUGACUUACAGAAAAAAAAAGAGGAUACAGAUUCUGAAUCCUCAUCUCCAAAAGGGAAAAAAAUCAGACACACUUACGGCAUAAAACAAAAUACUGAACAUGAUCAGUCUUCAACAAAUGACAAUUCUCUUGUUGUUGGACAUGUUGCUACAGUAGACGGGUUAAAAAAAUAUCACCAGAAGAGAAACUAUUGUCUUUUCUGCCAGAAAUCUCAAACAAAAAUUUCACGUCAUCUGGAACGCUCUCACCAAAAGGAGGUAGAGGUUGCUGCUGCAGUCAUGUAUCCAAAAAGGUCUAAAAAACGGAAGGAUCUUCUAAAUCUCCUUCGUAAGCAAGGAAAUAGGGCUCACAACAUUGAGGUACUAAAAAAUGGAGAAGGGACACUGGUACCUUGCAGACAACAAAUUGACCAACAUGCCAGCCCAACAGAAUAUCAACACUGUUUUGCUUGCUUUGGACUAUUUAAGCGAAAGGCACUUUGGAAGCAUGCAAAACGGUGCGUACUAGCUGAAAAGAUUCGCAAAACGUUGCCGGGAAAAACAAGAAUCCAGAGCCUCUGUGCUGGUGCUCAGCCAGUUCCGAAAGAAGUCAACAAGAAGGUAUGGGCUCUUGUUAAUAGAAUGACGCAAGGUGAGAUUGUGCAGGCAAUAAAAGAGGACAUUUAUAUCAUGAAAGUUGGAGAAAAAAUGUACAACAGACAGCGCGAAUCUGCUUCUCAACAUGACAACAUCCGUCAGACAUUGAGAGGCCUUGGGAGACUGCUAGUUGUAGGAAGGAAGGUGACCCCGCUGAGGAAAAUAGCAGAUUAUAUCAACCCUAAAAACUUCCAUCAUUUCAUUCGUGCCGUCAAAGAAGUAACAGGAUAUGAUGAAAAUAUUAACAAGUUUGAGAAACCAACUUUAGCCACAAAGCUGGGUCAGAGCAUACAAAGAGUGGCCGACAUAAUCGAGGCUGAGGCUCUCGUUUCCCAGAGUAAUGAAAAGAAGAUGCACGUCCAGGAGUUCAGACGCAUGUACACUCUUAGCUGGAACGAGCUGAUCUCUUCUGCUGCAUACCGUACACUGGAAGAAAACAAAUGGAACAAACCGAAGCUGAUCCCGUUAGCAGAUGAUGUGAAAAAGAUGCACAUUUAUAUGACUAACAAACAGAAAGAGGACUAUGAGCAGCUGUCUAAAAAGAAAACACCAAAGAAUUGGAGUAAUCUUGCUAAAGUAACAUUAGCACAGAUUAUUCUUUUUAACAGAAGAAGAGAGGGAGAAGUCUCUAAUAUGUAUUUGGAAACAUAUGUUGCCAGGGACAGCUCUCCACUUAAUGAGGAUGUUGCAGAAGCACUUUCAGAGUUGGAAAAAAUGCUGUGCCACCACUUUGAACGAGUGGAAAUAAGAGGGAAGCGAGGCAGAAAGGUGCCCAUCAUCCUUACUCCAGCUAUGGUCAAAUCGCUGGAGCUACUUGUGACUUCCAGAGACUUGUGUGGUGUGGUUGACAACCCAUACUUAUUCGCCAGGCCAGGAUUUGAGACAAGACUAAGGGGGUCUGACUGCAUCCGUGAGUUGGCAAGAAGUUGUGGGGCCCAAAAGCCUGAAGCUUUCUCCUCAACAAAAUUGAGAAAACAAGUGGCCACUCUGUCCAGAGUGUUAAACCUUAAUGACACUGAACAAGACCUACUUGCAGACUUUCUGGGACAUGAUAUCAGAGUACAUAGAAAGUUCUAUCGGCUCCCAGAAGGGACUUUACAUCUGGCAAAGAUUAGCAAGGUACUGAUGGCCUGUGAACAAGGCAGAUUGGCAGACUUCAAAGGGAAAAGUCUUGACCAGAUCUCUAUCAGCCCCCAAGAUGGAACAGAAGCUCUUGAAGAAAGCUCUGGGUUGUCAUCUGAAGAUGAAGAGCAAAAAGAUAAUCCAACAGUUGGAGAAGAGGAGGGCACCUCAAAGCAGCAGCUUGAAGACGAGCAAAGCUCAGAAGAGUUGUCGGUGACUGAAGACAGAGGGAGCACCCCAAAGAACCUUCAACAAAACAGGGCCUUGAGAGGAAGAGCGUCAGUAGCCAGAGGGAAAAAGGACACCUCCAAUCAUCAUCAGGAGGAAGAGAAAAGCUCAGAAGAAGAGUUAUCGGUGACAAAAGACAGACAGAGUACCUCAAAGUGGCAGUUUGGACGAAAAACAGCCUCUAGAGGAGGAGCUUCAGUGACUCAGGACAAGAAGGGCACCCCACAGCAGCUGGACAACAAGCAAAGCCCACAAAGAGAAAGAAAGCCAAAACGGAUGUGGUCAGAAGAGGAGGUACAGGCAGUUGAAAAGUCUUUGAUGAGAUUCAUCAGAAUGGGUAAAACACCAGGUAAAAAGGACUGCGAGAUGUGUAUUUCAGCCGCAGACGAAGCGCUGGCCCAGAGAGACUGGAGGGCAGUGAAGUUCUAUGUUCACAAUAGAAUAGUUUCAGAAGGAAGGCUUUAGUUUAUGACUUCUUUUAGGUUCAUUAUGUUAUUAAUGUCAAUAAUGUAGGCAUUCACAGUUAAUGUUCUUUAGCACAUUUUAUUUAAUUGUAUUUUUUAUUGUAUGCUUCUCCAGCUCAUUUUUCUAAGCAAUGCUUUUAUUGAUUUUGCUCUAAAUGCUGUAGGCAGCAAUUUGAAAAAAAUGAUACUAUUGUGGCAUGUUACUCUUUGCUAUUUAUUCAUGGUAGAUGCUGUAAGCAUUAACACGAUAUUCAAUAUUUUCAUGGUAGAUGCUGUAAGCA